Papaver somniferum (opium poppy) is the source of this 1160-nucleotide messenger RNA. Its product is annotated as vacuolar protein sorting-associated protein 32 homolog 1-like. Bases 221 to 871 code for a protein of 216 amino acids. Lineage: Eukaryota; Viridiplantae; Streptophyta; Magnoliopsida; Ranunculales; Papaveraceae. Gene Ontology annotation, cellular component: ESCRT III complex; multivesicular body; cytoplasmic side of plasma membrane. The transcript has 8 exons. Gene Ontology annotation, biological process: vesicle budding from membrane; late endosome to vacuole transport via multivesicular body sorting pathway. The record is from RefSeq and is a predicted model, not a curated record.
UGUUUUCAGAAGUCCCCUCUCCUUCUUGUACUAGGUCUAACGAGGACGGACUCUGUAUAAAUCCCAUCGAUCUCUUCCCGGAAUUUUACCAAAACCCUUUUUUCUUCUCUAUAUUUAAUCUCCGUUUCAUCAAACCAAUUCUCUUGCUCAAUCCCAAGUUGUUUUUUUUACAGAAGAGAAUAAUAAGUGAGGGGUUUGUCGUAAGUAGAGAGAAUCAAAGAUGUUUACACGGAUUUUUGGGAAGCCUAAGCAGGAGCCAAAUGCUCUAUCAUCGUUAGCUAAGUUGCAUGAGACGCUCGAAAUGUUAGAGAAGAAAGAGAGUCUUCUUCUAAAGAAGGUUUCUGCGGAGGUGGACAAAGCUAAAGAGUUUACCAGAGCGAAGAACAAGAGAGCUGCUAUAACCUGUUUGAAGAGGAAAAGGCUGCUAGAACAGCAGGUCGAGCAACUUGGAAAUUUCCAAUUGCGAAUUCAUGAUCAGAUGAUACUGAUUGAAGGUGCAAAAGCUACAACAGACACUGUUGAUGCAUUGAGGACUGGAGCAGCUGCUAUGAAAGCUAUGCAGAAAGCAACUAAUAUUGACGAUGUCGACAAGACAAUGGAUGAGAUCAAUGAGCAAACACAAAACAUGAAAGAAAUUCAAAACGCACUGGCAAAUCCUAUUGGCUAUGACUUUGAUGAGGAUGAAUUGGAGGCUGAACUCGAGGAACUAGAAGAAUUAGAGUUGGAGGAGCAAAUUCUUGAUACAGAAACAACUUACCCUGUACCUCCAGUCCAUGUCCCACAAGUAAAUCAACCAAAUCGUCGUCCUCUUAACAAGAACUCCAAGGAAGAAGACGAGUUCGCCACAUUAGAGAAAGAGAUGGCAAUCUAAACAGUGUUUGCAGAUCAAUUGCAUUUUACUUUUGAUGAAUUCUCAUUGCUUGGCCAGCUCUACUCCAUUUCCAGGUUUAUGUUUCCGCAGUGUGCAGCAAAAUUUGCUGGUUAGAAAACAUUUGUACAGGUGGGUUAUAAUAUCCAAAAAAGAAGACAGACUUUCUCCCAUUUUAAACAUGUAAUCUAAUUUCUCAUCUUGCUUCUCAAUUUUUUCUGUGAUUACUGAUUGCAAGUAUAAAUUUUAUAUCAUCAAUUGAAUAACGAAGUACAUAAUAGCUUAUUUGCCA